ACUUUUUGCCCCACUGUAUAUACUGUACUCGAUACCAUCUACUAUAUCUUGCCUAUGCCGUUCUGUACCGUUCUGUACUCAUUCAUUAUUCUUUAUGUACAUAUUCUUUAUCCCUUUACACUUGUGUGUAUAAGGUAGUAGUUUUGGAAUUGUUAGGUUAGAUUACUCAUUGGCUAUUACUGCAUUGUCGGAACUAGAAGCACAAGCAUUUCGCUACACUCACAUUAACAUCUGCUAACCAUGUGUAUGUGACAAAUAAAAUGUUAUUUUAUUUUACUGGUAUGAGACUCUCACCACCUCUUUCCCUGUCAAAACAGACACCAUCAAGCUGCUUGGGGUCACCUUCCAGAGGGAUGGAGAUGGCUCCGUCAGCUGAGAGGAGACCAUCCGCCAUGUCCAAGACUGUGAAUGAAGCGCAUGAUCCCUCACAAUGACGGGUCAGGUCUGCCCUCGGCUGGUCUGGCGUCCUGGAAGUACAAGGACAUCAUGACCCACAUCCGCUCCAAGGACACCAUUGCACACCUUUGAGCCAGCUCAGCCGUGGACCCACAACAGGCAUGGUUAAACAUCAAUCACCAUGGCAUUACAAACUUACAGAAAGAACUCUCAUGGAAAGCUGUUCAUAGUUGCCUCCCCACUAGGAAAUGAAUGUAUAGACAGCACAUAGCACAUACAGAGAGCUGCCCCCAUGGAUGUACUGAUACUGAAAACAUCUACCACCUGUUUGCUGAGUGUACCAUGGCCAGUCGGGUUUGGGCCCCGUUUGUUCUAUCUCCCUCAACAGGUUGCUGACCAUACCUCACUUGACAGCGAAGAACAUCCUGAACGGUCCACCUGGUGGAUGCACCACCACUCAGCUCCGCCAGCAGUGAAGGAUCAUCGGUACCAUCAAGCAGGUCCUGUGGGAGAAAAAGUACAACAGGUUCUACCAGCAACAAACUGUGGAGCGAACGACCCUGAGGUGGAGGAUCACCAUCCUUCCAGCCGACCAAGACAAACCCCAGACCCGUCCUCCUGUCUUCAUUUCCAGCCUCGCGGGACCAAAGGGGAAUGCCACAAAUGACCUCUGGGUCUAGGGCUCCUCUCCGCUCCCCUCUGCAGACUCAGCACUAGCCCAAGCACCAGUCCAGAUCCCGGUUUCCAGCAUAAACCCACCAAACGAGGUGUGGAGACACAACACCAAACCUUCACCCGGAGCGAGCGGACCACAGGGAAGUACCACCAUUGACAUCUCAGUCUAGGGCCCCUUUGUGUGUCUGCUUGCUCCUCCUGUUGUCCUUCCUCCCCUCUACAGACCCAGAUCCCGACCCAGCACUUGCAGCAGCCCCAGUUCCCGGUACCUGGUUCCUUUUCCCCCCGGUCCCAGCACAAUUCCCGGUCCAAGCCACAACACCAGCACCAACUCUGGGCACAGCCCCCACCAACCAUAACUGCCAAUUCAGCAAUUGCCAGCCCAGCCCCCACCACGUCCUCCCCCAACAAAAAGACACAGACACAUUGUAGCCAACUUUAGCCUGUUAGCUAGGGUGCUUGACUGCCGUUGUGAGGUCAGAACGCUCGGAUCAACCCUACUCCUCGGCCAGAGAUCUCUGAACGCUCCGAGAGCAAAAUGCUCAGAAUUUACGAAUGCCAAGAGCACACUUUGGCACUCCAGAUUGAAUUAACAAACACACCCAAUUAUUGAUUUAUUUAAAUACUCCAUAUUUAGGCAAAUUUAGUAUGACAUCUGGGAACUUUUGGCAUACUAACUAUAUCCAUACUAUGACCGAUAAGCAUUCUACAUACUCAAAUUACAUCUCAAAUAGUAUGGUUAGAAUGAGAAUUCGAACACAGCUAAUGUCUUUCGGGACUGCCUGUCGGGCACUACUUUCCCGCAUUUUUGUUAACAACGGUGAGGGCAGGCGGGAUCGAAGGACACUGGAAUCCGGUACACAUCAGGCGGGAGGCGGGAUACGUAGCUAGCUAGGACAUCAGUAGACAGUGUUCUGACAUAGAAAUUAUAUAAGUUAAGGACAAAAAGUUAAAACAACCACUCAAUGUAUUGUGACAUCUGUGAAACUGAGAACAGGAAGGGGGGUCUCCUCACCCACAGAGGGAAAGAGCCAUUAGGCUUGUUGUAGAUUAGGAAACAUGUUGAAGAAUAUGAUAAGCAAUGACCAGUUAGAGAAGACUUGUACAAAAGCAUUCAUUUAUUGAGUGAACGCCAAAUAAUAGAAAGGGACAUUUAACAUGUGUGUGUGUGUAUUCAAAGUAGAUUAGAGAAAUAUUAACAAUUCUAGGAUGGAACAUGUCUGUAAGGAUUUGAUCUUAUAGACUAGACUGUGUCCCGAGAAGAGAAGUAAGUCAGGCACUGAGUAACCGCAGAGGUUUCCUGUUUAGAGCUCGACCUGUCAGUUGCAGACAUAUAGAGGAACCCAGUUUAACCGAAGGAGCUAUCGAAGUUGAACAUUGUGACAGAGUUAGAUGAGAGGAGGGGCAUUUAUAAAGUGUAUGUUAUGACCAAAUGUGAGGUAGAAAAGGCCAUGUGCAUUGUAUGAUUUUUAGAGCUCUCGUGAAUAAACAUUUUGACUAUUUUAAGCUGGGACUCUGUCUGUUUCAUUCAACCAGAAUCUUACAAACUCUGGGUUGCUGAGUAGUUUAAUUGAAGUUCAGUUUAAGAACAUUGAGAACAAAAUUCUCGUAACAUCUUCGCGCGGGUGCCUGUCGGGCACUGCUUUCCCACACUUGUGUUAAUGCAGAGGGCAGGUGUUCGGCAGGCGGAAGUGAAGGACACUGUGUGCUAGCUAGCUAGCAUGGAGGUCUCCAGUACACAGCAGGCGGGAGCGACAUCGGUAGUGUCAUAUAUACAUAUAUUCAUACACAUAGCUCAUAUAUUAUACAGCGCCAAACUUAUCCGCUUGACUCCAGUCAUUGCACGCACCCCUGUCCAAACAGGAAGCACCCUACCCCCAGCCAUAAACUGCCAGUUUCAGUUCCCCUUAUCUCACGACUCCUGGACACACACACACUCCACCCCCCUCUACUGGUCGGGUGCCAAGAGCAGAGGACUCUGCUGUGCACCAUUGGGGCUCCUGCUCUGGCUGGAGCAGGCCCGCCUCCAACUCUUCGGGACCAGUCAGAAGACCACCACGACAAGACUCCACCUACAUUAUUCUAUGUAUAAAAACUGUUGUAACCUUUGUUUAGGUCCCUUUUUCAGCUAACUCCAUUUUGAACUAUAUGAAUCAGGUCCGUGCACGUUAAACUGCUAGGACAAGAUAUCUUUGACCUUAAUAAACUGCCUUUUUGCUAUACUUGAUUCCACUCUGUCCAGCGUCCAUGAUUUGGUCUCACUCUCCUGUAAGUUAAUCAUCAACAAAACUUGGUAGCAGAGGAUGGUUUAAACAUCUGAAUUCUAUCUAGGACAAGUGGAUGUGAGAGGAGACAAAUCAUUGGGUGCAAACCAAACGGAAGGGUGACCUCUCGCUAGGAGUAUUCGGCUAUUCAACUUGCCUCAGGAAACUGAUCAGAGCGCACGACAUAAAAGGUAAGCAGAGCCUGUUAAAUCAAAAAUCUGCAUAUUAUAUUUUAGUCAAUUGCCAAAUUUUGAUCAGUAGUACUGAGCGUGAGUAUGAAUUGCUGUUAAAUUGCUUUUAAGAAAUCAAGGCAUGGUUAAACAGAUAAUUAACUGAAUCUGCAUGUAAAAGAUCCUAUUAAAUAAGUGGUAUAUUGUUUAAUUGGUUGUGUUAGAGGUGUAGUUAAUUAAUAGAUCGACUGAAUCUGCAUGUAAAAGAUCCUAUUACAUAAGUUGUAAACUGUUUAAUUGGUUAUGUUAGAGGUGUAGUCGAAUAGAUAUAGUACAUGUAAAUUUAAUUAAUAGAUCGACUGAAUCUGCAUGUAAAAGAUCCUAUUAAAUAAGUUGUAAACUGUUUAAUUGGUUAUGUUAGAGGUGUAGUCGAAUAGAUAUAGUACAUGUAAAUUUGGCGUUCCACAAGACAGAGAUCGAGAAUGAUGUGACCAUUGCACAUCAAACUAUAUUUAAUAUAACCAGAUUUGACGUUCCGCGAAUUUGUUGUGCCCAAUUCAGACAAAACAGUUGUUGGGGAAUGAUUGCCAUACUGUGAAUAGAUAAACGGUGUAAUAUUGACGGACACUGAGCUGAAUACUGUUCUUACCAGUCGCCGAGCUGUGAAUUAACCCAGCCGCCGUGCUAAAAUAUUGACUGUUUCUUUUUUCCCUCUUUCCGCUGUUGGUAUUCCUACAGAGAUAGAAUUAUUCUGACAAUUGUUAUAGAAUCGCCUAAAUUCACUGAUACAUCGUUCCAAAAGGAAAUCACCGAAUCAUUUCUAGAAAAUACCUAAAUAAAUCGCUGAACAAAUUCAAAUAAAAUACCGGAGAAACACACACGUGGUUGGGCGUCACAUACUGAUAACCCCCUUUGUAUGCGAGGGUGGGGGUGGAAGAGAUAAGCCUGAGCCAGCACCGCAGUACAUCCCUGGUCUCGACCAGGGACGGGCUAAGCAUACAACGAUAGAAAUAAACACCACAUAGUAAGGAUUGAAUAUACCUAAAUAACGCAUUAUACACAUUAUCAGACGAACUAGAUAAAAUGUCUGCAGCCACCACCCCAAUACCCUCCCCCACAGCAGUAUAUCCUGCAACAGCAACAGUCACAAUGGGCUCAACGGGGCACCUAUACCGGUCCACCCAGAGGGGUGUGCUACAACUGUGGAACUCCUGGCCAUUAUUCACGGGAUUGUCAACAGCCACUCUCCACUCAGCAACACCUAUGGAGAGGUAGGGGACGUGGAAGAGGAAGUGGGGGACACCCACCCCUGCAACACCCUCAACCAGGACCCAGUCACCUGCAGCAGUCAGCACCUGCAUACAACCACCCCGGACCUACUCACAUGCAACAGCAGCAGGGAGGAUACAACCAACCGCAGUUCCAGGGAAUGGCUGGGGACACCAUGCCCUGGCCAUGAAGAUGCCCACCACCUGCGGCAGGAGGGAGAGCCAACAUUUUCAACUACACACUGAACCAACUAUGAUAUGUGAAGUUGAGGGUGUUCCCCAUCAGUUCCUGGUAGACACAGGAUGCACCUAUUCUACUAUCAAGUUCCCUCAAAUGCUGUCAUCUAAUUCCAUAUCGGUGGUAGGGGUCACGGGAUCACCUGAGGCUCAAAGCCGCACUAUCCCUUUAACAUUCUCCUGGGAGAAAUGUCAGUUGAAACACCAGUUCCUGUACUGUCCAAAAUGCCCGAUCAACCUACUAGGACGGGACCUCUUAUGCAAAAUGGGGUGCACCAUAUAUCUUACUGAAAGUGGAGUGGAAGUAUCCACCAACCCUCCCUCUUCAACACCUGAUCGCCCAGUAAGAAUUAUGAUGAUGCCACUCCUGCCGACGCCCACGCUGUCUGAAACCCAAGAAGUCCACUGGCUAAAAUGCCUACCCACAGGGCCUGCCACCCCUCACAUCCAGCUUAAGUUCAACCAACUGAAAGCUCAAAUCUACACUCUGCACCCGUAUAAGACUCCCCAAGCUGAGACACUGAUGACUGCCCCUACACUGAAGACUGGGACGAAGACAUGAUGCACCUGACCCCACCUAUCAGGUGUUGUACCAUUGUGUGUGGCCCAGAGGGGGUGGCAGCACCGAUCAUCCUACGACCAAGGGACCUCCAUGCACCCCUGGCCUGGACGGCUGAAGCCUCAACAGCCUUUGCACUCCUGAAAACAGAUCUAUCAGCGGCAGCAGCGCUGAUUGCACCUGACUACAACAUUAAGUUCCAUUUGGAUGUUUCUGAAAAGGAAGGAUUCACCUCGUCCGUCCUAUUCCAGAAACAAGAGGGGGAGAGAAAGGUAUUGAUGUACCACUCCUCAAAACUUGACCACAUUGAGGUAGGACAGACAACAUGUUCCAGAUACGUUGCUGCAGUAGCAAAAGCUAUUGAAAAAAAACAGCUCACCUCGUGAUGUGUCAUCCAUUGGAGAUCCACACCCACCAUGGCGUCGCUGCGUAUCUGAUGAGUAAAGAAUAAACGUUCAGUGCUGAAAGAAAAACCAAGAUCCAGAACUAAUGCACACAGUCACAUAUCACGUUUGUGAACACCGACAAAAACAUGGCAGAUGCACUCAACGCAGAAGAAGGACUGCCCCACUCUUGUGCUGAAAGAGCGGCACAAGAACUAAAACUGAGACCAGACCUGAAGAAUGAACCACUGACUAAUCCCGACCAAUGGCUGUACACUGAUGGCUGCUGCUACAAAGGAGAAGAAGGAAACAUAGCAGCCUAUGCGGUGGUACAGCAACUCCCAGACGGCUCAUAUGUCACCCUUGAAUCAGCCAUCAUCCUUCAACCAGCAUCUGCCCAAUUAGCUGAAAUCAUCGGAUUGACGCAGGCCCUCAUCAGAGCAAAAGGAAAGACUGUGAACAUGUACACAGACUCAGCGUAUGCCCAUGGAGCAGUCCACACGGAUGGACCACAGUGGGUAAGAAGGAACUUCACUACAACAGGAAACCUCCCCAUCAAACACAAGACACAGAUGGAGAAACUAAUAGCAUCGGUAUCACUACCGGCGAAGGUAGCCAUCAUGAAGUGUAAAGGACACCAGCAAUUGAAAACCAGGAUCAGUGCGGGAAAUGAUGCAGCCGAUAAAGCAGCCAAGAAGGCUGGAGGUUACGCUCCCAAACAGAUGAUACUGCGACCACAGCUAUCACAAACAGAGCAUACCCAGCAAGACAUAGUGGUGCUACAACACUCAGCAGGACCAUAUGAACACUCAGUCUGGGCACAGAAAGGGGCGACCAAAGGACCAGAUGAACUAUGGAGAUGCCACGACGGCAGACUGGUAGCCCCAGCAAACCUUUGUCCAGAACUUUUACGAGAAGCACAUGGCCCUACACACGAAGGCAAACUAAAGACCCUCCAAAAGGUCUCGCACAUCUGGUGGCACCCUCACAUGAAAGAAAUGACUGACUUAUUUUGUGAAGAAUGCAACAUAUGUGGCAGCCACAACCCAAAGAAACCAUAUCAAAAACCAAUGGGCUCAUACCCAGUACCUAAUGCAUGUUUUCAGGACAUUAGUAUAGACUACACCGACAUGGGCCCCGACAAUGUAUCUAAAGGCAAACGCUAUCUCCUAGUUAUGGUAGAUAGGUUCUCCAAAUGGGUAGAAGCAAUACCAACAGCAAAGGGGGAUGCUAGGUCAGUCGUUAAGUGGCUACAAACCAAACUAAUACCCAGGUAUGGCAUCCCAAGACAAAUCAAAUUUGACAAAUGGCUCACAUUUCAGUAACAAACACCUAUGACAGGUGGAAGAAAGAUUUGGCAUAACACACAGAUUUGGAUCUGUGUACAGGCCCCAAUCUCAAGGUCUGGUGGAACGUCAAACCAAAAGUUGAAAGCUAAGAUAGCUAAAGUGUGUGCAGGUUCAAAGUUGACAUGGGUUGAAGCCCUGCCUCUGGCGUUGAUGGCCAUGAGAGCCUCACCAGGAGCAGGCACCCAUCUCUUUCCUCAUGAGAUAAUGACUGGAAGAGUCAUGCCUGGUCCACCAAGGGAGGGAGGUCAUAUGCCCGCCCUUGAUGUACAACAAAUUGUAAUGUCUGAUUAUGUGAAAAAACUGACGGUUCUCUCUGCAGCACUCUCUACCCAGA
Messenger RNA from Oncorhynchus mykiss (rainbow trout), 7635 nucleotides. Lineage: Eukaryota; Metazoa; Chordata; Actinopteri; Salmoniformes; Salmonidae. The record is from RefSeq and is a predicted model, not a curated record.